UCAAUAUUGCGCUUCCAAUUCACUUACAAAUAAACCCAAUCCGCACAUCCACAAAUCCACAAAUCCGCAUAUUGAUUAGUUUAUAUCAACAAACAAACCGUUCUCACGAACUUCUACCCCAAAAUCAAAACUCAAUUAUGGGAACAUAAAAAAGUUUUUCGGUUGUACUGUGUUUUUUUAUAAGAGUAGUGUUUAUAUUUGCUCCGUCGUAACUCGUUGCGUGCUUCAAUUACCCAACGAUUACCCAGUUUUGGAUUUGUGUUAUUUUUUUUGUUUUUGAUUUGAAAAUUUAUUAAAUCAUGUCGGAACGUUCCGAAAAACUUCAACGAAUGAAUUCAUUCAACAAAAUCCUAAAUACCUACAACAUAUGUACCCAAAAUAUAUUAUUCCUACCGAGUUUACUAAUAUGGUUAAGAAGUUCGAUUCUCCAAGAAUACGUCGAUAAAUGCAUAAAAAAUUUAAAGCUUUACGCAUACACAAAUGUGACGCAAUAUUUCACUAAAAAACAAACGACAGUACCAUCGACAAAACGGAAAGAAGAACCAACGUUACCACCGAAAGUGCUCUCAAAACGUGAAUUAUUCGAAAGACAAUUAUCAACAGUACCUGAAGUACCAACACAAAAAGAUGGUAGUCGGGUUUUUUUAAAGGCAUUAGUUUACUUAAGUUUAGUGCUUGUAUAUACACAAAUCUGUGUCUUAAUUUAUGUACUAACGUUAAGUCAAAUCACCUGGGGUAUGGCAUUCUUGUUGGUUGCUGCGCUCCAAAUUAUUGGAGUUGGUAUGGUUUUAAUGCGACCGGCACCACUUGGUACAAAUAAAUUUGUUAAAAGAAAACAACGGAAUGUUUCGAAAACAAACAAAAGUUUAGCUGUACGAAAAUUUGACUUAUCGAAAACAAUUAGUAAAGUAAAAAUAUUAUAAGUGACAAAAAAAAAAGACAAUUAUUUUUUAA
Chrysoperla carnea is the source of this 954-nucleotide messenger RNA. RefSeq lists its product as uncharacterized. Bases 300 to 923 code for a protein of 207 amino acids. NCBI's taxonomy places the organism in Eukaryota, Metazoa, Arthropoda, Insecta, Neuroptera, Chrysopidae. The transcript has 2 exons. The record is from RefSeq and is a predicted model, not a curated record.